UCCAAUGGUCUCUGUGCCAGUGUGUAUGUGAACUAUCGGGUUCACAAUGCUGUUAUUCAAUUACAUACUUCUAAUUUCGUUGUUCAUAACAUUGUGCAUAGUGGGAAUAUAUUCUGACAUACCAUGUGCAGCCCGUCAAAUAACUGGCCAGUCGGUGGUCUGUGUCUGCAAUGCCACCUAUUGUGAUCAGACCACAAGAACUACACCCAAUGUAGGUGCAUAUGUUGCAUAUACAUCCUCUGAGGCCGGUGCCAGAUUCAAGAAAACAACAGGAUUAUUAGAAAUAUCUAAUAACCUAUUAAAUCAUAAUGAAAGCCAAAGAAUUACGACACUAGCGGUAAAUCCGCAGAAGCUAUUCCAAACAAUUGAAGGCUUUGGUGGAGCGGUGACUGAUUCAGCUGCUAUCAAUUGGAGUAACUUUACUGAUAUACGUCUGAAAGAGGACAUCAUAAAAUCGUACUUCAGUUCUACUGGUAUCGAGUAUAAUAUGGUAAGGGUGCCUAUAGGUGGUUCCGACUUCUCUACACGUCCUUAUGCUUAUAACGAAGUUCCCGAGUAUGACGUCAACCUUACUAAUUUCAACUUAACCAGAGAGGAUUAUGAUUAUAAGAUUCCGAUGCUGAAGGCAAUAAAGAAAGAUUCGCCGAUCCCAGUCCACGUAAUAGGGACCACGUGGUCACCACCGGGAUGGAUGAAAUCCAACCAUGCACUAGUAGGAGCCAGUCAUCUACUACCACAGUAUUACCAGACUUAUGCUGACUAUCAUCUCAAGUUCGUGCAAAAGUACAAGGAGGUAAACAUUAACAUUUGGGGUAUUACUACCACAAAUGAACCUAUUAAUGGCGACUUUGGUACUGUCAGAUUCAAUUCUCUUGGAUGGACCGCGAAGAAUAUGGGAAGAUGGAUAGCUGAUUUCUUGGGACCUACAAUCCGCAAUUCGGAGUUCAAUAAACUAAAAAUUCUGGCGGUCGAUGAUCAAAGGAUAACUUUACCAUAUUUUUUUGGUUUGAUGAUUAAAGAACGUCCAACAGCCUUGCAGUACAUAGAUGGUAUAGCAGUACACUAUUACUUUGAUGCAGUCUCUCCUCCAGAAUUACUAACGUUGAUUUCUAAAUAUUACCCAGAUAAAUUCAUCAUUUCUACUGAAGCUUGCGUAGGUAGUAAUCCGUGGGAGAGUCAGAAAGUGAUAUUGGGGUCUUGGCAACGCGCAUAUACUUAUAUUCACGAUAUCUUUCAGGAUCUCAAUUACAACCUGGUUGGUUGGUUGGAUUGGAAUUUGUGCUUAAAUAAAGAAGGCGGUCCGAACUGGGCUGGGAAUAUGGUGGACUCACCCAUCAUAGUGGACGCAGAAAACGGUGAAUUCCUGAAGCAACCGACGUAUUACGCCAUGGGGCAUUUCUCGAAGUUUGUGCCAAGAGGCUCGAGAAGAGUGGAGGUGACGCAGUCGAAACCGUUCUAUUAUCGGUCGCUACUUCAUGUUGCGUUCCUUACUCCGUACAAAACUGUGGUUGUAAUAAUUUAUAAUAAGGACAGCUCCACUAGGCCUGUCAAAGUUAAAGUUGGCAACUAUCAAGAGGUGUCGCUGAUUUUAGAUGCAAAAUCCAUAACAACGAUUGAGUUACGUUCUUAGUGUAUGUGUAAUAAGUAAUUUUAUGUAUACUAUGAAAUUUGUGAUUUAUAUUAUUUGAUAAAUAAACA
Messenger RNA from Achroia grisella, 1698 nucleotides. RefSeq names its product lysosomal acid glucosylceramidase-like. The record is from RefSeq and is a predicted model, not a curated record. Gene Ontology annotation, biological process: glucosylceramide catabolic process. The transcript has 12 exons. Gene Ontology annotation, molecular function: glucosylceramidase activity. Lineage: Eukaryota; Metazoa; Arthropoda; Insecta; Lepidoptera; Pyralidae. Bases 47 to 1630 code for a protein of 527 amino acids.